Molecule: messenger RNA, 687 nt
Organism: Ixodes scapularis (black-legged tick)
Lineage: Eukaryota; Metazoa; Arthropoda; Arachnida; Ixodida; Ixodidae
Product: E3 SUMO-protein ligase ZBED1-like
Exons: 1
Coding region: 1-687 (228 amino acids)
Molecular function (GO): DNA binding
Source: RefSeq, a predicted model, not a curated record
AUGCCGAAGUCAAAAGCAGAGAUUUGGGAUUACUUCGUAAAAGAUGCGACAAGUGGAUACGCAAAGUGCACUUUGUGCAAAAAGGAAUACAAGACAAGUGGAAACACUUCAAAUUUAAGAGAUCAUAUGAAACGAUGCCAUGCUGGAUCAUCGUUUCACCAGGAUCGGGAAGAGCGAGAGCCCGAGGAAGUUGGGGACUCGCGAAUGGCUGUGGCUGGCCCCUCAAGGCCGAAGCAAAGCAAGUUACAUUUAUUUGUAGCUGAGAAAGCCACGCAGUACGGAGACCAGACUGAAAAGAAAAAUAAACUUGACAAGGAAUUGGCCCUGAUGAUAGCUAAAGACAUGCAACCAUUUUCGAUAGUCACCGACAAGGGAUUUCAAGGCCUCUGCCAUGCGCUAGACCCCAGGUACAAGUUGCCAAGCCGAACGCAGAUUUCGAGGGUUCUUCUACUUAACUUGUAUGAUGAAGCCAAAACAAGGUUGCGAGACAUGCUGACAGAAGCAAGGGAAUGUGCAAUAACAGCAGACAUGUGGACAUCAUGCACGACUGACAGCUACGUCACUGUCACCUGCCAUUUUGUGCAAGACACAGUUCUGCGGUCUGCAGUGUUAUCAACUGCGGUUGUUCACGAAGAUCACACUGCUGAAAACGUGGCCCAGGCCAUCGCAGGUGUGGCAGAAGACUGA